Molecule: messenger RNA, 1975 nt
Organism: Drosophila gunungcola (fruit fly)
Lineage: Eukaryota; Metazoa; Arthropoda; Insecta; Diptera; Drosophilidae
Gene: hh
Product: protein hedgehog
Exons: 3
Coding region: 328-1725 (465 amino acids)
Biological process (GO): cell-cell signaling; regulation of gene expression; multicellular organism development
Molecular function (GO): patched binding; calcium ion binding
Source: RefSeq, a predicted model, not a curated record
CGUACUCGUACUCGUACUCGAACUCGAACACUCUGCGCGCACGAUACUCCGCUCGGAAAUGUCAUUUGUCAAUCACAGUGCGAGCGCAACGGUUGUCCGAUCCGAGAGCUAACUGCCAGUUCAGCGGAGAACAGUAAGAGCGACAGUUAAGUUAGGACCUGCGAUUCCGCCGAUUCAAGUUUCGAUUUAGCCAGGUUAGAUAGUAAAACAAAAAAAAAAAAUAAAAAUAAACCGCCGUCGCCGCCUCAGUGUCUCAGUGUGCCAAAAGUGAAGUGCUAAAUAACAAAAAAAAUAUAUAAAGCGAACAACAAAUAUCCAAAAUAAAUAAUGGAUAGCAUCAGCUCUGUGCCUUGGGCCAGUGCCGCCAGUGUCACCUGUCUCUCGUUGGACGUCAAAUGCCACAGUUCCAGCGCCAAAUUGAACUCGAGCUCCGUUUCCGCAUCUCUAGAAUCGCAAACGAUGCGCCACAUUGCGCAUACGCAGCGUUGCAUCAACAGGCUGACCUCGCUGAUGGCCAUGCUGCUGCUGGUCUUGCCAUUGAAUUUCACCCCGGGCCACAGCUGCGGUCCUGGCCGAGGACUGGGCCGUCAUAGGGCGCGCAACCUGUACCCGCUGGUCCUCAAGCAGACCAUACCCAAUCUCUCCGAGUACACAAACGGCGCCUCCGGACCUCGGGAGGGCGAGAUCCGGCGGGAUUCGCCCAAAUUCAAGGACCUGGUGCCGAACUACAACCGGGACAUCCUUUUCCGCGACGAGGAGGGCACUGGAGCGGAUCGUUUGAUGAGCAAGCGCUGCAAGGAGAAGCUGAACGUGCUGGCCUACUCGGUGAUGAACGAGUGGCCCGGCAUCCGCCUGCUGGUCACCGAGAGCUGGGACGAGGAUUACCAGCACGGGCAGGAGUCGCUGCACUACGAGGGCCGGGCGGUGACCAUCGCCACCUCCGACCGCGACCAGUCCAAGUACGGCAUGCUGGCCCGCCUGGCCGUCGAGGCCGGCUUCGACUGGGUCUCCUACGUCAGCCGGCGCCACAUCUACUGCUCCGUCAAGUCAGAUUCCUCGAUCAGCUCCCACGUGCACGGCUGCUUCACUCCGGAGAGCACGGCGCUGCUGGAGAGCGGAGUCCAGAAGCCGCUCGGUGAGCUCUCCAUCGGAGACCGAGUCCUGAGCAUGGCCGCCAACGGACAGGCCGUCUUCAGCGAGGUGAUCCUCUUCAUGGACCGCAACCUGGAGCAGAUGCAGAACUUUGUGCAGCUGCACACGGACGGUGGGGCCGUGCUGACGGUGACGCCGGCUCAUUUGGUGAGCGUUUGGCAGCCGGAGCGAAAGGAGCUGGCCUUCGUGUUUGCGGAUCGCGUGGUGGAGCAGAACCAGGUGCUCGUCCGGGAUGCGGAGACGGGCGAGCUGAGACCCCAGCGCGUCGUCCGGGUGGGCAGUGUGCGCAGCAAGGGCGUGGUGGCGCCCCUUACCCGCGAGGGCACCAUUGUGGUCAACUCGGUGGCCGCCAGUUGCUAUGCGGUGAUCGACAGCCAGUCGCUGGCCCACUGGGGUCUGGCCCCCAUGCGUCUUCUGUCCACGCUGGAGGCGUGGCUGCCCGCCAAGGAGCAGCUGCACAGUUCGCCGAAGGUGGUGACCCAAGCGGAGCGGCAGAAUGGCAUCCACUGGUAUGCCAAUGCCCUCUACAAGGUCAAGGAUUACGUGCUGCCGCAGAGCUGGCGCCACGAUUGAGCAUUCCCUGGCCGCGAUCCACGAUCCUGUAUUGUAUUAUAUCCUGUAGUUAUGUAUAUGCCUAAUGAUUGAUGUAUUUCAAUGUUGAAUAUCGUUUAUAAUCGAUCGUACUAUUUAUUUACCACAAACAACAAAACAAACACCCACAAAACACCCCACCCAAGCGAUAAAGCAAAGAGCUAUUGGAAAAGAAAUCAAAAACGAUAACAAUAACGAAAACGAAAACAAAAACAAAAACAAAAAAAAACAC